Aspergillus wentii DTO 134E9 is the source of this 1607-nucleotide messenger RNA. RefSeq lists its product as uncharacterized. Gene Ontology annotation, molecular function: flap-structured DNA binding; Y-form DNA binding; crossed form four-way junction DNA binding. The record is from RefSeq and is a predicted model, not a curated record. Bases 151 to 1269 code for a protein of 372 amino acids. The transcript has a single exon. Gene Ontology annotation, cellular component: mitochondrion. NCBI's taxonomy places the organism in Eukaryota, Fungi, Ascomycota, Eurotiomycetes, Eurotiales, Aspergillaceae.
UCAGCAUCGCAUCUCUUAAACAUGCAUCAACCUCGCAGCCAUCAUGCUUGAUUCGCUAUAGCAAUAAAAUACGCACAUACAUCCAUACGUGAUACACCCCCUCAAUACCAGCGUAUCGCCACAUCAAUUGAUAUUAGUUUUGUAUCCACCAUGCGCCUCACUCCUAUCCUCCAAUCCACAUAUCCUCGUCUCACAUCCCUCAAAGCCGCCCAACUCCAACGCAUCGCCCAAGCAACAGGCAUCCAAUCCUCAGGCCCUAAACCGGCCCUCCUCGAUAGGCUUCAAGCUGAACUCCCGCAGAGCGAGUAUGCCCCAAUCUCCGGAGCUGGCAGCCAUAGCCAUGCUAAAAACGGCAUGAGCAUUCUGAGCAUCGAUAUGGGGAUUCAGAACCUUGCUUUUGCGCAUCUUCUUGUUCCGGGCUCUAUGCCUUCUCUGAAGGCAUCUUCGUCGUCGGGGUAUUCAGCGCCUCAGAUACAGCUAAACGCAUGGCGACGAAUGGGGGUUUCGGACAUUGAUGCGUCGUCGGUCUUCCCUUCGGGUAUCUCUCCACCAUCCUCCACAAGUUCAAAAGGCGCCAGUAGUGUCGAUGCCUUCCAUCCCUCUCUAUAUGCAAAACACGCAUACACGCUCAUCACCUCAUUACUGGCAACGUACCAACCCACGCACAUCCUCAUUGAACGACAGCGGUUUCGUUCUGGGGGUGGCAGUGCAGUGCAAGAGUGGACGCUGCGCGUGGGCGUGUUUGAGGGGAUGCUGUAUGCGGUUUUGCAUACGUUGGCGCAGCGUGGUGGUGGGGGUGGGGAUGUUGGUGGGCCUUUUGUUCACGGGGUGGAACCGAUGCGUGUAGCGAGGUUUUGGGAUGGAGGUGGCGGUGGCGGUUCAGUUGAGGGUGAGACGGAUGGAGAGAAAGUGAGUAAGAAGAAGAGAACUAAUUCAAAAGAGGGAAAGAAGAUCAAGAUUGAUGUGGUUGGGGGUUGGUUAGCUGCGAAUAUGGGGGGUGAAGCUGGGCAGACGCCAUCAUCGUCGAAGAUAUGUGUAGGGGAGAGUCCUGAGCUGCGGGAUUUGGUGGAUGCGUAUUUAUGCAAAUGGCAAGGGAAGAAGAAACGAUCAUCGAAGAAGACAGAUGGGAAUGGGGGUGGGGUUAAUAUUGGCAAGUUGGAUGAUUUGGCUGAUUGUCUCCUUCAGGGUGUGACUUGGUUGGAGUGGCAUACUAUGCGGCAUCGAAUUUGCCAGGAGGGACUGGAUGUGAUGGAGUUUGAUCGUGAUUGAAGAUACCCUGUAUAAGUAUAAUUGAUAUAUAAAGUGAUCUUGCAAAUAAUACCGUCUAUAUACGACUACGUUGGCUUUACUAGACAAUCAUAAGAAAAUAAAAAUGGAAUUCGCUCUCAUGAGUCUAUGGGUCAUUAUCCUUCUGUCCAAUAUGAUAAGUCAGUUAUUUACUUGGGUAAAAAGGAAAAAGUAGUAAAAUCAUAUUGUACAGUCGAGUAACAGGUAUCUGAGAUCGUUUGGUUUUCCUUCUGAAGCAUAUCAAUGGUGUCUGACAUACAGGGAUCGUGACAAUGGCUUUGGUAGAAGUAGAGAAAAUAAAAUAGAAAGGAAGAAAUAGA